Geodia barretti is the source of this 1950-nucleotide messenger RNA. The record is from the annotation of a GenBank genome assembly. NCBI's taxonomy places the organism in Eukaryota, Metazoa, Porifera, Demospongiae, Tetractinellida, Geodiidae.
GCGUGUUUGACCACGAGAGGCCGAUAUGUGCGCUUCCAAACAGAGAGAGUCACUGAAAAACCCUUUGAAGGUUAGCAUUUGGUCCAAACUUUAAACACACCUCACCCUUUUCACUUGUCAGUACUACUCCAUCUGCUCGUGGUUUGACCCAAACGACAGGAGAAAGAUCCCGGAGGAGCUGUGCGACUUGAAGGGGCUUCUCAAACUCGUCCAGAAGAAGAAGGCGAAGGAACCGGUUAUCACCUACAACCUUGUGCUGAAGAGCUCGGUAAAGGGAGGGAGCACAGAGGUCGAGCUACCAUGCUCUCCUGUCCCGGACACUGUGAAGGCCCUCAAGGAGGAGAUUGAGGAGCAGUUCAGUGUGCCCGUGGCCAUCCAGAACCUCUCCUACAAUGGACACAUUCUGGUGGACAACGAUGGGAAACUGAAGAUAAAGGCUGGAGACACCGUUGAGGUGUCCUACACCUGCGAGGCGGAGGUGCAGAAGGUCAAGAGGGUACUGACGUGGGUGGACUACAUGUGUACCUUCCUCCAUCUCCACCAUCCUCUCGUCUCCACCGAGCUAUCCCAGGAAGUCGAGCUCCUCGCAAAUGUCGGACUAAACGAACGUCUCUUCCAGAGGCUCGCCGGGAACUACUUCUCGCCUCCCGACAACCCCCGCGUGAGAGCCAACAAGGCCUACUUCCUCUACAACAACGGCGUGGGUAAACUGGUCAAGCUCCUCGGUGUCAUCACAGAGAUGCCCUGGGGCCAGUCGUUUAUACACCUGAAACUGAUGGAGGCUGCGCUACUAGACGCCCUGCGAAGUUUUGCCACGGGGAACGAGGAGUACGUGAAGGAGUUGGUGAAGAACGACGUCCCAGGGUACGUGGUGUCGAUGAUGUCACGCGUGAGGCUCAUUCCGUUCAGACCGGUGGAAGACAUGAUGGGGUCGCCCGGCGUGAAGAAACACAAUGACUUCAUCAUUCUGGAUAUGAUCAGUUCAGUCCUGGAGAUCAUGUGGACCAUGAGGAGGCACAAGGAGCAGUUCACGGAGAUGACCACCUACCACAUCUGCACGGAGAACCUGGUCUAUCUCUCUGUGUCUCCCUCGGUCACCAACCGACAGGCCUGCAUGGCCGUGUACAUCGUCCUCCUACGGCUCAUCUGGAUCGAAUCUAUCGUCGACCUCGGCCAGGCGUCUGUCAUAUAUCUGGAGGCUCCGCGGAUCAGGGAGAGCUUUGGGGAGAGUCCAGAGGAGGUUGUGGCCAUCAAGUAUUUCUGUUCUGUUUUUGUGGCGUGGAAGUUUAUGCACAACUGCAACCACCUGAAACCACCGUUCUCCGGGAUUCCCACCCAAAUGCAGAAAACCUGCGACGUCAUGAAGGAGUUCCUCACCACGUGUCCUCGCGACGAGAUCAUCAAGAUGGUCGAGCGCUACGAGCUCAUCGUCUACAACCUCUUGCCAAUGUUUGGCCUUCUCUUCCACCCAAAGAACCAGCCACGCACUCUUCUGCCUGCCUUCUCCCUCGAGUUUAUCACGGAGAUGGACACGCUGGCAGUGAGGUGCCUCCUCAUUCAUCUGGAGGUGGUAUUAUCGCAACAAAGCGUGCGAGACGAACUGGCUUUUAAGGACACCGAUCAACACAUUGUGUGUUUCCCGUGGGGACUGCCUCCACAGACAAGGGACCACGCAAGGCACCUGGUGAGACACGUCCAAAGUUUCAAGCCUCUGCCCAUACCAAAACUGUCCAUCAUCGCCCGAGCCAGACUGGCACGGACCUAUCUGGAGUUUGACAAGUUGCAGAAGGAGAAGCAGGGGGAGGGGUCGCUGGAUCAAGUGGCGUACCCGCAGAUAGCUCGCAUGGGUCUGCCUGUCAUGUCCAGAGACCAGCAAGUGUAUGUGAUGGCCAUCCCAGACCAUCGUAGGUAGAACUCCAAACCCUUUCUAUUUUGAUGUUUUAUCAGCAU